AUGACGUCUACCUCUUCUCCGUUUCCUUUGUUUUGUCUUCCUCAUGUUGUAUUAUCAGAAGUAUUCAACUCAACGACUCCUGAUGAAAUAAUACGAAUCUCCCUGUGCUCGAAAAAAGCUGCCCGAGUCAUAAAGUAUACUUCUAGCCAAUGGAAAAAAAGAAAAGAUUUGGAAUUGAUUUUGCAAGAAACCCAACCAUCCGUUGUGAAAUAUAAGGAGUUCUCACUUCUAUCGGUCUCUCAUAUUUCUAAAGCAGACAAUCAGAGAUAUCUAGAGAAUUUGAAGAUUGGGAAGUCAAUUGUUCCAGCGAACACAUAA
Molecule: messenger RNA, 318 nt
Organism: Caenorhabditis remanei
Lineage: Eukaryota; Metazoa; Nematoda; Chromadorea; Rhabditida; Rhabditidae
Exons: 2
Coding region: 1-318 (105 amino acids)
Molecular function (GO): protein binding
Source: RefSeq, a predicted model, not a curated record